UAUUUUCGCAUUGACGGCUGUGGAAUAGUCGAAGGUCCGGCUCAAGGCCUUUUUAGUCGUUAGCUUCUAGUGCUUGCUUCGUUGGAUAUGUUGUUUAUUCGCAAAGGCGUUCGUGUGAGCAUGUGUAUAUGCGUGUGUGUGUUAUUCAGUAAUAAAUGCAGAACCGCCUCACUCUAAUCAAGCUGAUUAAAAAUUCCUGCGCGCACAGCCGGAAAUCGCACCAUCCUCUCUGUUUUCUCCGCACUUUUUACUUUAUUUUCGAGUCGUUCCUCCACCAGGACAUCGCCUGUCACGGGAGACCAUCUCGUUCGCCUCGAAAUCCGGCGUAAAUCUGCUUGUUACGGGCGUAUUUUCUUUUGAAAUGAGGAGGAAAAGGAAAGCCGAGACAGCGCCAGCACCAGCGAGGGGAGUGAUGAGUCAAUACAACUAAUAAUUUAAUGGGGACACAGGAAAAGGGAGAAAGAAAGGGGAGCUCCGUCCGGGCACAAAUUAAACGAACAGAAAACAGUCUUACCCAGGGAACUAUAAUGCAUCUAUGCAUGCCUUAAUCGCCUUAGAUGUCGUAAAGUAAAUCGUACUUUUAACCUGUUUGGGUCCGCAGAUCGUAGCUACGUCGUUUUACCACGAGAAACCAGAUUAUUGUCGCUUCAUGCUCUCCCGGACAGUCGCGAGGCUACAUUCAUUCCACGUUAUUUUUUAUGUUAUAGAUGCUUACAUUCCCAUUGCAUAUCAGAGGACUUAUCGCUUGUGACUGUAUGCAGCUAUGGUUACUUUUAUUUUCGACGUGUUAUGUACGUAAGGACGCCUCAUAGUCCUGGUGGGUUUAGCGACAGAACUAAACUCGGUACACUUGCAACCGAUACCGUACUAUGCUGUAGACAACGUUAACUUUCUUUUAAAAGGGUUUAAUUUCCCUUUCAUGACGUCGGAGAAAGCGGACAACUCGGUAGGCUACCAACAACUGCUUUUUCAGAUUUUUUGCUUGAAUUAAUAAUAGACUAUGUUAUCGGCUUUCUGUUAAUCUGUAUGUUGUAUUGAUUGGCAAUUGAUUUUGAUGCUACAAGAGUAGCCUUUUUGUCGUCAAGAACAACUCUUUUUGCAAAAGGAUUGUUUUUUCUGUAAGUCAGACCUAAGGUUAGAAAGCAGCAAUCAUUGAAGUUUCUUUUCCUAACAAAACUUGAAGACGCUUUUCACCCCGACGACUUUAUAUGCUUUCGAGUUCUGAAGUGGCGAGUCGCAGGUGAUAGCAAGCAGUGGCGCUGAGAGCGAUGGAGCAUCUCAGCGAGACGUGCCUGGGGAAGGAGAACUGUGAGCUGGUGGCGGCCGGCCUGGGCGAGGCCAAGGGGCCCCCGGCCAAGCUGGCCCGGCUGGAGCAGAACGGCAGCCCGCUGGGCCGCUCGCGCCUGGGCAGCUCCGGGGCCAAGCUGGGCGGCGUGCCCUUCAAGCCCUCCUCGCACCUCCUGAAGGCCUGCCACAAGAAGGGCAACAUGCUGCCGGUGUUUUGUGUGGUGGAGCACUACGAGAGCCCCAUCGAGUUCGACAGCAAGGAGGAGCACGCCGAGUUUGUGCUGGUCAGGAAGGACAUGCUCUUCAACCAGCUCAUCGAGAUGGCCCUGCUGUCACUGGGCUACUCGCACAGCUCGGCUGCCCAGGCCAAAGGCCUGAUCCAGGUGGGCAAGUGGAACCCUGUGCCCCUGUCCUACGUGACGGACGCGCCCGACGCCACAGUGGCGGACAUGCUCCAGGAUGUCUACCAUGUGGUCACCCUGAAGAUCCAGUUGCACAGUUGUCCUAAACUGGAAGAUUUGCCGCCCGAGCAGUGGACCCACUCUACAGUAAGAAAUGCCCUCAAGGAGUUACUCAAAGACAUGAACCAGAGCUCUUUGGCAAAAGAAUGUCCCUUAUCACAGAGUAUGAUUUCCUCCAUUGUGAACAGCACUUACUAUGCAAAUGUGUCUGCGGCGAAGUGUCAGGAAUUUGGGCGCUGGUAUAAACAUUUCAAGAAGACAAAAGAUAUGAUGGUCAUGCGCCAACCCUCCCAGCUGGAGGGCUACCUGGGGACGUGUGUCCUCCACGACAGCCCGCGUGGCACCACAGUAGCAGAGAUGGACGGCCUGUCGGAGCUGUCUCCGCCGGGCCCCAACCACAUGAGCUUCAGCCAGCAGCCCAUCCCUGGCAGCACAGCCGAGCAGUCGCCCUCGCCCGUCACGCUGCCCCACAGCGGGCAGGCGCCCGGCCGUGCCCAGCUCCCCGGCCUGCACCCGGGCCUGGUGUCCACGCCCAUCAGCCCGCAGCUGGUCAACCAGCAGAUCGUCAUGGCACAGAUCCUCAACCAGCAGUACGCCGUCAACCGCCUGCUGGCCCAGCAGUCGCUCAGCCAGCAGUACCUGAACCACCCGCCCGUCAACCGCUCGCUCAACAAGCCGCUCGACGCCCAGGUCACGUCCAACACCGAGGUGUCGUCCGACAUCUACCAGUGGGUGCGCGACGAACUGAAGAGGGCCGGCAUCUCGCAGGCUGUGUUCGCCCGAGUGGCCUUCAACAGAACCCAGGGCCUGCUAUCAGAGAUCCUGCGUAAGGAGGAGGACCCCAAGACGGCCUCCCAGUCCCUGCUGGUCAACCUGCGCGCCAUGCAGAACUUCCUGCAGCUGCCCGAGGCCGAGCGCGACCGCAUCUACCAGGAGGAGCGCGAGAGGAGCCUGACGGCCGCCUCGGCCAUGGGGCCGGCGCCGCUCAUCAGCACCCCGCCCGCCCGGCCCGUGCAGGUACUCCACGACGGCGACGCCCCACUUCCACGCUCAGAGCAAAGCUAUAUGAUCAGCAGCUCACCCGUCUGGCCGCUGAAGCCGAGGAGAGAGGAAUGUAACAAUGUGAGACCCGAAGACUGGAACCCGAGAAUUCCUGUAGGAAUCUCACCUCGUGCUUAUCCCUCCCAGGUGAAGUCCUCACCUCUGCCCACUGAGUGGAACGGGAAGUCGGAGAGCUGCGUGCUCAACAUCACUUCCUCCAUCUACGACGAGAUCCAGCAGGAGAUGAAACGCGCCAAGGUGUCCCAGGCCAUGUUCGCCAAGGUGGCCGCCUCCAAAAGCCAGGGCUGGCUGUGUGAGCUUCUUCGCUGGAAGGAGGACCCGUCUCCGGAGAACCGCACGCUGUGGGAGAACCUGUCCAUGAUCCGUCGGUUCCUCAGCCUGCCGCAGGCGGAACGCGACGCCAUCUACGAGCAGGAGAGCAACGGGGGCCAGCAGCAGCAGCAGCACCACGGCGAGCGGCCCUCACACCUGCUGCACAUGCCCGCCGACCCUCAGCAGCAGCCUCCCCACCAGAUGCAGCAUCCUAUGGCCCAGUCUCACCACACCCCGCCUCACCAGCCCCAUCAGCAGUCCCAGCACCAUCAGCAUCAUCAUCAGCAUCAGCAGCAGCAGCAGCAGCAACAGCAGCAGCAGCAGCAGCAGCAGACGGGCCCCAGGCUGCCCCCGCGCCAACCCUCCACCGCCUCCCCGGCCGAGAGCGAGGACGACAGCGGGCGCAAGUCGCGGCCGCCCAGCCGCAUCUCCCUGGAGGCGCUGGGCAUCCUGCAGAGCUUCAUCCAGGACGUGGGGCUCUACCCGGACGAGGAGGCCAUCCACACGCUCUCGGCCCAGCUGGACCUGCCCAAGCAGACCAUCAUCAAGUUCUUCCAGAACCAGCGCUUCUACGUCAACCACCCCGGCAAGAGCAAGGAGUCGGCCGGCUUCUCCCCGGUGACGCCGGCCGCGGUCGCCGCCGCCGCUGCGGUGGCAGCCGCAACCACCACACCCUCCACCACCCCCCCAACCGGCAUGGCCGAGCAGGAGCUGACGGACUUCAAGGAGGGCGGCGAGCUCCUGGACGGGCUGGAGGAGGGCACCCAGACCAACAGCACCAUCUUCUCCAUCAAGCUGGAGGAGCACCUGGCCGCCGAGAGCCAGGCACAGGCGGAGCAGGAGGCCAAGGAGUAGACCGCAGCUCUCCCCCUCACCUUCUCUCUCUCUCUGUUAGGUCUGCAGUCUGAACGAGUAUCUCUCUUUCUUUCUUUCAUUCUCUCUCUCUCUCUCUCUCUCCUAUUGCUCACUCAAUUUCUCUCUUUCUCCUUUUCCUCUCACUCUUUCUCUUGACUGAUCUUACGGCCAACACCGAUGGACUCUGUUGCAGACAGACUCAGUUGACGCUGCGGUGUUCUGCUUUUUGCCCAUUUUGUAAAUCCUGUAUUAUUCACUGUAAAGACUGACGCAUCAUUUAAUAACCCGCACAAAAAAAAGAUAAAAGACGAAAACGGAAAAAAAUCUAAGUCUGUUGCUGUGGAUAAUUGCUGACUGCACUUGAUGUCUGUUGUUUUUACACUGAUUUUGAGCUACUGAUUUACCAUUUAAAAAAAAUGAAUUCAAUGGAGUUUGAUAGACUUUGAUAGAUGUUUACGUAUGUGGUGUUAACUGGAUUUUUAAACGCAUAUGAAACUGAAGCAAAGAGGAGGACCAGGCCUUAAUGUUGAGGUACGGAGUCUAGAACCUGCUGACUGAUUUGUUAUUCUCUUAAAAAAAUAAAUGAAUAAACGUACAAAUAAAUAAAAGCAACUCAGUGUGACAAAUCACUCAAACUCUGGACCCUCUGAUCUUUGGGCUCGUUGGGGAGUUUAGCUCAAUCUUAUCAUUUGUUUGGAAGAAAAGAUAAAUAUAUUAUAUAGACAUAUAUUAAUUGUAAAAAAUAUACAGUCUUAAAGAAAACUAUGCCAACAAAUGCCUUGUACUAUAUGGCACUGCCGAUGUUAAGAUUAUUUUGCAAACCUUUGUCACUGUAAUUUUCGGGAUCUCCAAGCAGUUAGAAAGAAAUGUGAAUCACAACCUAUGUUUGUUUGUUUAUUUCCAUGAUUUUUGUUGUCCUACGUUAUUUAUUUGCAGUUCAUGCAGUGUUCUGAUGUAAUUAUGAUUUUGGAAAGUUCCUGUUACAUAGCGCUUUUUAUUUUACUGAACUUUUUCUAUUUAUAAAUGUCAUUUUGAUGGGCAGUAAAAUCAAAAGUGUCUUAACAUUUUAAAUGGAAAAUGUGCUUUAAUGGUUGCCUAUGAAAAAGUGCUGUAUGUCAAGCAACUCAUGCUAUAAGCUUCACAAUUAAUGUUGUAUGCAAUUUUUACUAUCAUGCAAAUAAGCUUAGGUCAAUUACUAACCUAUAGGACACCUUAGAGAGAAAAACAUAUGCAAUUUGUGUGAAAAUAGAUGUUUGCCAUGUGUCUUCCUUUGGUUAACGAUCCAAUUCAAAGCUAUUCCUGUAUAAAUACUCUGUAUAAAAAAGUGUUUCUUUUUUUAUGAGUUUAAUGCAAUGAGAACACCAGUUAUUUUGUUACGACUGACUGUUUUAUAAGUGUUUCUCUGUUUCUUUAUGCAGAAAUGUUCUAACUAGGAGUGGUUAUUGAUUGUUAAUGACACAAUUAAACUGUUUGUAUUGUA
Sardina pilchardus (European sardine) is the source of this 5457-nucleotide messenger RNA. RefSeq names its product SATB homeobox 1b (gene satb1b). The record is from RefSeq and is a predicted model, not a curated record. NCBI's taxonomy places the organism in Eukaryota, Metazoa, Chordata, Actinopteri, Clupeiformes, Clupeidae. Gene Ontology annotation, molecular function: DNA-binding transcription factor activity, RNA polymerase II-specific; RNA polymerase II cis-regulatory region sequence-specific DNA binding. The transcript is spliced from 13 exons. Gene Ontology annotation, biological process: chromatin remodeling; regulation of transcription by RNA polymerase II. Bases 1269 to 3977 code for a protein of 902 amino acids.